AUGCGUCAGGGUGCAGGCGGAAUCAGCAGCUCGAGAGAAAAAUCAGAAGCACGGGAAGUGCCUUAUCACGCCCAGGGACGCUCGCACUCGCCGCCUCGUGUCAGACACAGCGCCCAGAGAGCAGCACUGUCGCCUUCGGGUAGAGGAAGGACAGCGUGCAGCUCUCCCGCCGAAUCUGCAGUAGGCCGCGCGAGCAAUCUGGAGAACCGCUCUUGUUCCGGGAAACUGUCGUGUGUUGUGGUGGGAAUGCGUUCGGUUCUCGAGAAGCCGGAGUGCGUUUACUUUGUAACUUAUAAGCUAGAGAUGGCUUUCAAAUGUUUCAAGGUGUUCAUUGUAAUUGUUCUUCAAGGACAACUAGACGUCAUUCCAAAGAAGAAGCAGAGGUGUCCGAAGAUCCUGCGAGACAACCUGGUGGUGCGCAUCCGCUCUGCCGGGUGGAUUGCCAAGCUGAAAUGCCGCCGCCACUUCACCAUGGUGGAGGGCGACCCCAACCUCACCUGCGUCAGGAACGUGUGGAGGGGCAGAAUCCCCAAGUGCAUCACAUCCGGGUGCGAGAUCCUGCCAGCGCUUGCCAACGGGGAGAGGGUGUACCUGUAUGACAACGCCAUGAUCAGGUUUUCGUGUUCCCCGGGGUACACUCUCGAGGGCUCCCCAGCUCUCUCUUGCGACGGCAUUAAUUGGAACGACACAAUGCCAGUGUGCGUGGGCCAGCAGGCGGAUAUGAUGGCGUGCGACUUCGAGGACACCGGCGUGUGCGGGUGGACGGGCGAUCCCAAGUCGGACUUCCAGUGGGUGAGGAGCCAGGGCGUCGCGUACCAGGUGGGCACGGCGCCCAAGCGGGACCACACGCUCGGCCGACCCGAAGCCACAGAAAUAAAGGAAACAUUCAACCCCCGCGUUCCUUAUAUUUCCUGUAGGUGUUUCAUAGCAGAUCAUUGUCUGAAUAAUAAACGCAUUCUUUCUACAGGGAGCAUGAACGUAUACGUGAAGCAUGAAGGACGAUCACUGGAGCACCAAGCCCCGAUGUUUCAAGUGAACGGCUUCAAUAACAACUUUUGGUUCCACGAGGUCUUUAGUCUUAAUGCAAUGAGCGACAACUUCCAGAUCGUGAUGGAGGUCGUGCAUUCGAGCGGAGCGAUGGCUGACGUCGCCGUCGAUGACGUGCGCCUGGCCCGCGGGGACGAAUGCAUCCAGCUGCGGCAGCAGGUCGAGACCAGCGACGAGACUGGGACCACGACGACCACCACUACAACGACCACCACGACGACCACAACCCCUUCGACCACUACAACUUCGACCACCUCCUCACCUGCUAGUCCGAAGACCGCUCCGACCACCUCCUCACCUGCUAGCCCGAACACCGCUCCGACCACCACCACGACCAACAUCACGACCACCAUCUCCCCGCCUGCUAUCUUAACGACCACCCCGACCACCACCACGACCGGUUCAACCUCGACGAUGACCAGUGUGCCUCCAACCGCCGCCAGGACCACCAGCACAUCCACUCCUCCUGCCACCACGACCACGACUGCUCCGUCUACCAACGCCGCCUCUACAACCACGCAAACAGAACCGUCUGCAGCUGCCAACGCAACCGGAGAAGCGGAAGCGACUGCGUCCACCGCUGGGGCACCUGGCACAACACCCAGCACAACGUCCAUGUCUACCGCCCACACUGAAGCUGAAGUUACACCCACAACUACCCUGCCCGUCACUGCGGGAACCCCCAACGCAACAGUAUCCUCCACCUCUGCCACAGAAAGCGAUGCCACUCAAACAAGCGAAGGACCAUUGCCUACGACCACUCCCCCUGCGGUCGUUUCUGAGAGCAGCCCUGCGACGAGCGGCACGACCACCUUUCGGACGACUACAGCAGCCCCUGUGCCACAGUCACAGCCCAGUACCACCCCUGUCGUAGUAACCACGACCGAGGGGACGGAAAACAAGACGUUACCAGUCAGUGCAAGUGAAGCCAUAACCUCAUCCUCAGGACCAGAGGCGACGUCCGCGGGCAUUCAGUCGACGACGACGCCUGCACAGCCGGUAACAAAGCCUACGACGACGACGGCGACGGCGACAACCCAACGGAAAAGCCUAUCCUGGUCUUCUCCCGCGCCUCCUUCGCCCACGCCGACGGCAAGUACCUCCCCGCCCCCCACCGCCUCCCCGGUGCCUUCCCCCAGCACGGCCUCCCUGCCCUCCGUGUCCGCGGGCGCGAAGGACUCCUCGACGUCCACCGCGACCAUUUCCCUCGUCGUGUUCGUGGUGGUCGCCGUCGUGGUCUCCGUCGCGGUGGGCGUGGGCGUGUACGUGUGGAGAGUCCGCCGGCAGGAGAAGCUGCCGGAGGACUCGGAGAUCCGGUUCCUGGCCCGGGACGAAGUGCAGAUGGACGGCAACAUCUUCAGCCUGGGGAGCACUCGGCCGCCCCGGAGCACGGUGGCCUGAGGGUGGCGAGGGCGGCCGGUCAGCUUGCACCAGGACUUCGACAUCGAUUUCGUGCUGGAAGCUAACUAGCCCCCGCAGGCAGACUUCGUGCGGCCGCGCCUCCGCGGAGGCCUUGUGCGAACCACAGACGAGGGCGACGCACUCAUCUCACGCUCACAGGAUGAAGGCUGGACAGAUUCAUUAAACCUUCACACAUACAUAUCCAUACACACGCACACACAACCACACACACACCCACAAACACACACACACACACACACACACACACAGACACACACACACACAACACACA
Penaeus chinensis is the source of this 2740-nucleotide messenger RNA. RefSeq lists its product as uncharacterized. Gene Ontology annotation, cellular component: membrane. NCBI's taxonomy places the organism in Eukaryota, Metazoa, Arthropoda, Malacostraca, Decapoda, Penaeidae. The record is from RefSeq and is a predicted model, not a curated record.